Messenger RNA from Raphanus sativus (radish), 753 nucleotides. Its product is annotated as pectinesterase inhibitor 5-like. NCBI's taxonomy places the organism in Eukaryota, Viridiplantae, Streptophyta, Magnoliopsida, Brassicales, Brassicaceae. Gene Ontology annotation, molecular function: pectinesterase inhibitor activity. The coding region runs from base 1 to 753 and encodes 250 amino acids. The transcript has 4 exons. Gene Ontology annotation, biological process: negative regulation of catalytic activity. The record is from RefSeq and is a predicted model, not a curated record.
AUGGAUUCCAUGCUCACAGCGCUGCAAUGCACCGAUCAUAACCCUUCACCGUGGGAGGAAACGCCUCAACAUCUACCGUUGUUAAAGAGUGAGGUUUUGGGUUCGAGUAACGUCAAGCGCACCAAUAACCUACCGGUGGAUAUGGAGACGGUUCUUCCCACGAAACUAAAACCCAAGAAAACACACCCAACACCACUUUGUCUCAACGUGCCCACAAUGAAGAUAAAUUACAUUUGUUUGCUUACAUGGUUCCUUUUGUCCGCGUUUUCGGUAACAAACGCGAUUCCAAAAAGUGACAUUCAAAACUUGUGCAGAGAGACGACUGAUGCCGCGUUCUGCGUGAACCAACUCGAUUCAGAUCCACGAAUAGAAGCCGCAAGAGAUCUCGGAGACGUGCUUGUUAUUGCGAUAACACUGUCAACUAUCCAAGUGAAUGACGCAAAGACCCAUAUUAACAGUGUCAGUCGACAAUACAGUGGUCCUAAUGGGAGGAGACGGAUCAGUGUUUGCAAUAAGAAUUAUGAUAUCGCUUUGGCUAGGUUCCGAACUGCUUGGGAAAAUGCACUGAAAAAAUCAUUUGCGGAAGCCUACAGACUUGCGGGUGUUGGCCAGAACGCUGUGACUGACUGCGAAAACGGAUGGGGAAGGAGUGGCCCGAGACAACAGUCUCCUCUCACUUUAUAUAACACAAAUGUUUCAAAACUAUAUGGAAUCAUUCGUCUUCUUACCCAAAAGCUUGGGAUUAGAAUAUAA